GACCUCUGUGAUAAGAUAAAAGGUGAUCAAGGUUACAGGGAAGGUUUCUAUAAAAAAGCGUCUAUAUGUCUAUCAGGAUGAAGUGUACAGGAUAUCUGCUGACGCUUGUUGUUUGGUAUAGCUUGGCUUCGAACACGUUUGCAAGACAUCCCUGUCACCACCCAGAAACCACUUGCAACAAAGGAGGGAAUUGCACAGAGACUCAUGAUGAUCCGUUCUACCAUUGCGACUGCCGAAAAGGAUUUUUCGGAGUCAAUUGUGAAAAACAUGUUUGUCACAUCAAGCCAUGUAUUCACGGAAGCUGCCAUAGAAUGACGCCGAGCCCGUAUUUUUCGUGCAAUUGUUCCACGGGAUUCACUGGUGAUUUGUGUCAAGAUGCCAUUACUUCGCCCCCUGUAUUAACAACAGUAACUACAACAUCUACAGGACACAGAAAGUGUGACAAAUUCGGAACUAUGGGUGAUAUUGUCGAACAAACGCAAGUUAGCAAUAAUUUGACCACGUGUUUUACCGGAAGUGGCAUUUCCCCUGAAGCAUUUGUCAUUGAGCACUGUAAUGUGACGUCAUCAUUUCAUUCGUGGAAAAAGGGUUUGCAGGUGAUGGAAGCAUGCAAUGGUAGGGCUUAUUUACCGUCAUACACACCCGUCGGUAUAUUUCAAACGGAAAAUUAUAUAGAUACAAUGCAAGGCGGAACAGUCGGCAUAUUUCUAGGCUGUCUUGGUGACGCCGGAUUUAAGAUUGGAAUACAGGCAUGUGACAGCAUACCUUUAAUCGAGCAUAUCAACGGCACAUUCUUUACUAUGAACCCGAAUAAUUAUUUUGCUAUUGUUUGAAACUAGUUUCAAUGAAUGAUUAUUUAAAACUGGGAGUCUUCAAAUAUAUUAGUACCGAAAUACUACA
Ruditapes philippinarum (Manila clam) is the source of this 900-nucleotide messenger RNA. Its product is annotated as delta-like protein 4. Gene Ontology annotation, cellular component: protein-containing complex; plasma membrane. Gene Ontology annotation, biological process: heterophilic cell-cell adhesion; establishment or maintenance of epithelial cell apical/basal polarity. The transcript has 8 exons. The coding region runs from base 66 to 833 and encodes 255 amino acids. Lineage: Eukaryota; Metazoa; Mollusca; Bivalvia; Venerida; Veneridae. The record is from RefSeq and is a predicted model, not a curated record.